Notolabrus celidotus (New Zealand spotty) is the source of this 2487-nucleotide messenger RNA. RefSeq names its product SURP and G patch domain containing 1 (gene sugp1). Gene Ontology annotation, molecular function: RNA binding. Bases 108 to 1970 code for a protein of 620 amino acids. NCBI's taxonomy places the organism in Eukaryota, Metazoa, Chordata, Actinopteri, Labriformes, Labridae. The transcript has 14 exons. The record is from RefSeq and is a predicted model, not a curated record. Gene Ontology annotation, biological process: RNA processing. Gene Ontology annotation, cellular component: nucleoplasm.
GUGUUAGCAGACUAAACUACCUCUGAGUGAGCUGCUAUAGUAGCACAGAAAGGCCUUAUUAGUGUGUUGGCUUUGACUUCAAAUAUAUUUGUCCUCCUGCAACCACCAUGGACUCAAGUGACUUGGGGCGAGGAGGAUGGAAGUCCAGGCCUGUUCAGCCCCAGAAAAACAAAAUGAACAUGAAUAUUCUCCGUCAAGAGAGGCUGAUAGCUCAGAAGAAGAAGGAGAUAGAGGAAAAGAUGGCUGAGCAAGCAAAGAUGAAUGUGCGAACCACAAACAAACCUCUGCCUCCAAGUAUUUCUCAAAGUAUUGCCAGUUUUCAAGGAGCCUCUUCAAACAAGUUUGUAAAUGACGGAAGCUUCUUGCAGCAGUUCAUGAAGAUGCAGAAGGUUAAAUCUGAAAAUGGUUCAACCACUGAUACCAAAUCUUCUGCAGCCUUAGCUCCAUCACCAGGAGGGAACCCACAGCAAAAAAAAAGUAUUCUUGUUGGCAAGAGGCCUGGCCUCGGAGUCAGUAGCAUGCUUAGUCAGUACAAAAGCUACUCACAGUCAAAGAAGAAUCCUGUUCUCAGCCAGAGGCCGAGUGUGUUUUCUUCUCCAGAAGAUGAAGAUGAAGAGGAAGAUGCAGAUUACAUCAGAUUCUUGGAAAUGAAAGUCUCUCCCCCAGAGGACACAGACACCAAACUUAUCAUCGACAAGAUGGCCUCUUUUGUGGCGGAGGGAGGACCAGAGCUGGAGAGAAAGGCCAGGGAGGACUACAAGGACAAUCCUGUUUUCUCAUUUUUAUACGAUAAGAGCAGCUUGGAGUAUCUUUACUUCAAAAACAGAGUUGCAGUCUUGAGGAAGGAUUUGCCAAGACCGGAGAGUACAUCGGAUAAUGUCUCCCCCUCAGUGGACGCGGAAACCCUGCGGAUGGCCGAGAAGCUGGCUAGGUUUGUGUCAGAGGGUGGUCCCGAGGUGGAAGCCAUCGCUGCUGAGCAGAACCGAGACAACCCUGCCUGCAGCUUUUUAUAUGACCACCAAAGCCCAGUCCACCGCUACUACAAAGAAAAAGUACAGGAGUACCGUGGUGAAGCCUCAGAGUCCUCCUCGCCUCCAGCAGCAGAGUUUAGGACACAACCUGCCUCUUUUCCCAAGAAUCAAGAGACAGAAACUCCACCUGUCAAACGGAAAAGAAAGAGUAGAUGGGGGGCCGAGGAUGAUAAGGUGGAGCUACCAAUUCCUCCUAUCAUUGUCCCUCCGGAGGUUCCAGACCCUAAUGCACCCGCUCUCUCUGCCAACGAUCUUCAAAGUCUGGGAUAUAAAAAAGGGAAGCCUCUUGGACUGGUGGGUGUGACAGAAUUAUCUGAAGACCAAAAGAAACAAAUCAAGGAGCAGCAGGAGAUGCAAGAGAUGUAUGAUAUUAUCAUAAAACACAAGCGAGCGAUGGCAGAGAUGCAGUUGAUGUGGGAAAAGGCUAUAAGGGAUCACCAACAUGAAUACGACAGCGAUGAAGAGGUGGACCAGCAGGCGGGCACCUGGGAGCAUCGUCUCCGUAAAAUGGAAAUGGAGAAGACACGAGAGUGGGCUGAAUCCCUGACAGAAAUGGGGAAAGGGAAACACUUUAUUGGAGAUUUUCUUCCUCCAGAGGAGCUGGAAAAGUUCAUGGAGACCUUUAAAGCACUCAAGGAGGGCCGGGACCCGGACUACUCAGAGUACAAAGAGUUUAAGUUGACAGUGGAAAAUCUCGGUUUCCGAAUGCUCACGAAGAUGGGCUGGAAGGAAGGCGAAGGUCUGGGCAGUGAAGGACAGGGCAUCACGACUCCUGUCAACAAGGGAACCACUGCAGUAGAUGGAGCUGGAUUUGGAGUCGACCGUCCUGCUAUGCUCACAAAAAGUGACGAUGAAUAUGAUGCGUACAGAAAAAGGAUGAUGCUUGCGUACCGCUUCAGGCCAAACCCCCUGAAUAACCCACGAAGACCAUAUUACUGAUGUGGAGGAUUGUUUUGGUUUAUACAAUUUUUUUAUCAUAACUUAAAAGCUACUUCUGCACCGGCCACAGCUCUGCUCUGUUGUCAAAUAGACACUGCUGCACAAAAUACGUUUUAAAAUGUGAAUAAAAAAGUGUGGUGUGGAGAUAACUUGAAAGACUGUUAGAUUCUCCGUUACAUUUGAUGUUAAAUUUGGUUUGAAACAAGUCUAAAAAGCUUCCCUAAAUAUUUGAUCACCUUUUUUUGCAUUUCACUUUUUUAAAUGGAAUAACUGUGACUACUUAUAAAAUGUACACUUCAAAUUGCCUGACUCCCAAAAAUGAUCUCACUCUUUUGUUUGUUUCAUCUUCAGUCCCUUUAGAGCCUCUUCACCUUGCAUUUUCAAAUAAUAAACACAAUUCUGUUUUGUAACAUAAUCUUGUUUAUAACUUUCAUUGUAUAAUUUCCAGGGUGCAAUACAGUUUUCUUCUUUUCACUAUAUGCUGCAGUGUUCACAAUAAAAAUGUAUCCUACAGAAA